GGGAAACUUUUUAAAAGCGCAUGCUUUUAUAUUUUAUGAACGUCACAUUUAUAACCUUAUUUCAACCUUCAGUUUCGUUUUGUUCAUACGUGGUUUUGUCACGUUUUUGCCAAGAUUAGAAACUAAUUUUUUUUGGUAUAUCCAUUGGACUGCUUUUUACAAUCUACCCAAAUUCUGGCCAGAGAAGGAGUUUGGGGGUUACUAGUUUGGUGGAAGAAAACUUCUGAAAAAAUACGUAUAUAUUGCAUUUACGCCUUUCGCAUUACACAAUCUUACUGCCUUGAACCACAAUGUCUUUUGAGAAAGUAACACACGUUAUAUUCGAUAUGGAUGGAUUAUUAAUAGAAUCAGAGUCGAUCUACAACAAAAUUUUAUCAGAAAUUGCCGCCAGUUUCGGUAAGGUCUACGAUUUACAACUGAAACUGAGAAUUUUGGGUACACCAGAACCGGAAACUGCUCGAAUUGCCAUCGAGGCAUUGAAUUUACCCAUAACAAGAGAUGAAUUUCUGAAGGUAUAUCGUCAAAGGGUCGACGAAGAAUUGACCAAUCCUGUACUUAUGCCCGGUGCUCAAAGGUUGGUUGAACAUCUCCACAAACAUAAGGUUCCCAUCGCUGUCGCAACUUCAUCUGCUGAGGAUUCUAUGAAAAUAAAAACGCAACACCACAAGAAGCUUUUUUCGCUGUUUCAUCACAUCGUGUGUGGAAGUACAGAUCCUGAAGUGAAGCAUGGAAAACCUGCUCCGGACAUAUUUUUGGUCUGCGCCUCUAGGUUUCCAGAUAAACCAGAUCCGUCAUCGUGUCUCGUGCUGGAAGAUGCCCCCAACGGCGUAAGGGGAGCAAGAGCAGCUGGGAUGCAGGCAGUUCUUGUUCCAAACGAGGAUGUCUUGGAGGAGUUGAGAAAACCAGCCACCUUAGUAUUGAAAUCUUUACUAGAUUUCAAACCGGAAUUGUUUGGUUUGCCUCCUUUUAACGAUUGCAAUUAAUGUGAUAUUAAAUUUUCCCUCGAAAAAUGCUUUAGGAAAUUUUUAUUCCAUACUUAAUU
This is a messenger RNA of Coccinella septempunctata (seven-spotted ladybird), 1042 nucleotides long. RefSeq names its product probable pseudouridine-5'-phosphatase. Gene Ontology annotation, molecular function: phosphatase activity. The transcript has 2 exons. Bases 291 to 983 code for a protein of 230 amino acids. Lineage: Eukaryota; Metazoa; Arthropoda; Insecta; Coleoptera; Coccinellidae. The record is from RefSeq and is a predicted model, not a curated record.